Molecule: messenger RNA, 930 nt
Organism: Micropterus dolomieu (smallmouth bass)
Lineage: Eukaryota; Metazoa; Chordata; Actinopteri; Centrarchiformes; Centrarchidae
Product: olfactory receptor 4Q2-like
Exons: 1
Coding region: 7-930 (307 amino acids)
Biological process (GO): G protein-coupled receptor signaling pathway
Cellular component (GO): membrane
Molecular function (GO): olfactory receptor activity; G protein-coupled receptor activity
Source: RefSeq, a predicted model, not a curated record
AAUGUAAUGGAUAAUGAAACAGGCAUUACUAUGUUUACUCUGUCAGGAUUAAAUGGCACAGCAAACUAUAGAGUUGCUCUCUUUGCUCUCACUUUUUUGUGUUACAGUGUGAUUUGGCUGUUAAAUGUGACCAUUAUUGUGACAAUCAUUGUGACCAAAAGUCUUCAUGAACCCAUGUACAUCUUCCUCUGUAAUCUGUGCAUCAAUGGACUUUAUGGGACUACAGGCUUUUACCCCAAAUUCCUCAAUGAUCUUCUAUCUAACACUCAUGUCAUCUCUUAUGCUGGAUGCCUUCUGCAGGGUUUUGUGUUGCACUCUUCAGUUUGUGCUGAUUUCUCUCUUCUAGCUCUAAUGGCUUAUGACAGAUAUGUGGCUAUAUGUCGACCUCUGGUUUACCACUCUGUGAUGUCUAAACAAAGAGUUUGUGUGUUUGUGUUUUUUGCUUGGCUUGUACCCUAUUACUUGAUCUCCAUGGGUACAAUAACUACAUUUACCACAAGGUUAUGUGGCUCACACAUACCAAAGAUCUACUGUGUUAAUUACUUAAUUGGGAAACUAGCUUGUACUGUCUCCAUAACAAACACUGUUAUUCCAGCUUUUAAUUAUACUUUUUAUUCUGGCCAUUUUAUUUUUAUUAUUUGGUCUUAUGUAUAUCUGAUCUCAACAUGCCUAACAUCGAAAGAGAAAAGGAAAAAGUUUAUGCAAACAUGUCUGCCACAUUUGUUCUGUUUACUUACCUUAGUUGUGUGUUUGCUUUUUGAUUUGUUGUACAUGCGAUUUGGCUCAGAAGGGUUUUCACAAAGUGCCCAGAAUUUUAUGGCGAUAGAAUUUCUUUUUUUCCCUCCAAUCAUCAAUCCCCUCAUAUAUGGUUUAAAAUUGACACAAAUAAGAAAUAGAAUUAUACAGUUUUUGUGUGGUAAACGUCUCUAG